AAGAAGACUGUUUAUUCGCCUGCAAUAUCAAAAUAUCCCAGUUUUCAAGGUUCUUAUCACUCAGAACGGUCCUGCUUAUUGAAAUCCUAUAUAAGGAGGAAAUAAAACACGUUUUGUUCCUAGUCUCCAAAAGUUGGUAGGAGAGGAGGUGCUAAUGGCAAAAGUGAUGACAGCCAUAUUUUUCAUUCUCUCCGUUUAUUUGCUGUUUAUUCAUCAAUUGCAUAUUGUCUCUAGCGCAAUACCUAGUUACUCGAAUAGACUUGAGAAAUUGAGUUUAGGAAAAUUUAAAAAUAGAAGAAUCAAUCAAAGAUCGGACUUCCUCUUCAAUGAUUUCAUAGAUGAGGAAGAUUUGGAUAUGACUAAUAAAAGGCAAAUUGAUGACUACGGACAUAUGCGGUUUGGAAAAAGGGGCGAAGAUCAGUUUGAUGAUUAUGGACAUAUGAGAUUCGGAAGAAGCUUCUGAGGAACUAUUAAGAAAGCGAAAUGAAAAUCGAAUAAAAAAGUAAAACUGAUUUUCACAAAUAAAAGCUUUUGACUC
This is a messenger RNA of Coccinella septempunctata (seven-spotted ladybird), 538 nucleotides long. Its product is annotated as drosulfakinins. The record is from RefSeq and is a predicted model, not a curated record. Lineage: Eukaryota; Metazoa; Arthropoda; Insecta; Coleoptera; Coccinellidae. The transcript has 3 exons. The coding region runs from base 155 to 463 and encodes 102 amino acids.